AACAAAGGCGAGCGCUCCGAGGAGCGGGUCCUCGGCUGAAGAGCGCGCCGACGGCCGGCCGGAGGGUGGUGGCCGUGAGAGACCCAGGAGUGGCGCGCUCCCCUGCUCCUGUCACCUACGCGCGCGGCUCCCAGAGCAGCCCGGCCGGUCCAACCAAGGUCCAAGGCGAACCCCUUGCCAGUGCACAGUGGAUGCCCCCGGCCUUUCGCCAGGACGCCUGGGAAGGGGCCGCGCACCGUGGACCCAGCAGGCGAGCACUUCUGCAGCCCGAGGCUUCCACGUGAGCGGUUGCGCUCUCUCCUCGACCUCCGGGGCCUCCCAGCCGUCUGUGCUGCCCGAGCAUUUGUGUGUGGGGGGAGUCGCCAGCGGAGGGAAUCGUCGCCCACGGUCAGGUGUCUGAGGCUCCCACGAGCCCCCGCUGCCCCGCGCCUCGCUGGAGCCUUAGGGGUCUCGGGUCCGGGGCGAGGGCCGGCUGGAUUGUUUGAUGGCUUCACUGAGAAGAGUCAAAGUGCUGCUGGUGUUGAACUUGAUCGCCGUGGCCGGCUUCGUGCUCUUCCUGGCGAAGUGCCGGCCCAUAGCUGUGCGCAGCGGAGACGCCUUCCACGAGAUCCGGCCGCGCGCCGAGGCUGCCAACCUCAGCGCGCACAGCGCCAGCCCCAUCCAGGAUGCGGUCCUGAAGCGCCUGUCGCUGCUGGAGGACAUCGUCUACCGGCAGCUGAAUGGUUUAUCCAAAUCCCUUGGGCUCAUUGAAGGUUACGGUGGACGGGGCAGAGGGGGUCUUCCUGCUACCCUUUCCCCAGCAGAAGAAGAAAAAGCCAAGGGACCCCAUGAGAAGUAUGGCUACAAUUCCUACCUCAGUGAAAAAAUUUCACUGGAUCGUUCCAUUCCGGAUUAUCGUCCCACCAAGUGCAAGGAGCUCAAGUACUCCAAGGAGCUGCCACAGAUCUCCAUCAUCUUUAUCUUCGUGAACGAGGCCCUGUCGGUCAUCCUGCGGUCGGUGCACAGUGCCAUCAAUCACACACCUACCCACCUGCUGAAGGAAAUCAUCCUGGUGGAUGACAACAGUGACGAAGAGGAGCUAAAAGCACCAUUGGAGGAGUACGUCCACAAACGCUACCCUGGGCUGGUGAAGGUGGUGCGCAAUCAGAAGAGAGAGGGCCUGAUCCGAGCUCGCAUAGAAGGCUGGAAGGUGGCCACCGGCCAGGUCACUGGCUUCUUCGAUGCUCAUGUGGAAUUCACUGCUGGCUGGGCUGAACCGGUUCUGUCCCGCAUCCAGGAGAACCGGAAGCGAGUGAUCCUUCCCUCCAUUGACAACAUCAAGCAAGACAACUUUGAGGUGCAACGCUACGAGAACUCAGCCCACGGGUACAGCUGGGAGCUGUGGUGCAUGUACAUCAGCCCCCCGAAGGACUGGUGGGAUGCUGGAGACCCUUCUCUCCCCAUCAGAACACCUGCCAUGAUUGGCUGCUCCUUUGUGGUCAACAGGAAGUUCUUCGGUGAAAUUGGUCUUCUGGACCCUGGGAUGGAUGUCUAUGGAGGAGAAAAUAUCGAGCUUGGAAUAAAGCACUUUGGUCUGUUCCUGCAGCUUCGCAACAACAAGGCAAAAGAUGUCUGCUUGGACCAGGGGCCGCUGGAGAACCACACAGCCAUCCUGUACCCCUGCCACGGCUGGGGACCACAGCUUGCCCGCUAUACCAAGGAAGGCUUCCUGCACUUGGGCGCCCUGGGGACCACCACGCUCCUGCCUGACACCCGCUGCCUGGUGGACAACUCCAAGAGUCGGCUACCCCAGCUCCUCGACUGCGACAAGGUCAAAAGCAGCCUGUACAAGCGCUGGAACUUCAUUCAGAAUGGAGCCAUCAUGAACAAGGGCACAGGGCGCUGCCUGGAGGUGGAGAACCGGGGCCUGGCUGGCCUUGACCUCAUCCUACGUGGCUGCACAGGACAGAGGUGGACAAUUAAGAACUCCAUCAAGUAGCUGGCAGAAGCUGGGGCUCCCGGAGCCCAACCCAGGACCUGGCCCAACCGUCCUCAAGAGCAUCCACACCGUGGAGAGAUCGCAGAGGCCCAACAGGUGCUCGUGGGCCUUCAGGGCCCCUUCAAGGCAGCGGGGGGCCCCCGGAUGAAGACUUUCAGUCCUUCUCAGGCAUUCAGCUGCCCGAGGCUCCUGCACCCUGGGAAAGUCCCCAGUCCUUCUCUGGGAAGCCAGGAGCUGUAUCUUCUGUACCCCAGAUGUGGGCAGGGACAGGAUAAGACUCCUCUGCUUUUCCUCUGUGUCAUCUUUUGCCCCAGUAUCAGGACCUGGGCCUGGCAGGGUCCCCUCCUCUCUUUCAUCCUUUGCAGCCACAGCAGCUUCUGGGUUCCACCAUGGCCCCUCUGCAGAUGGGGUCUUCGGCUACAUCAGAGCCCCCCUUUACCCAGAGGAGACAGUGAGGCCCUAAGACUGUUUCCUCUGAGCUGCUUCUGUUCAGAUGCCCAUUUACAACCCAAGGCAGCUGCAACCCCUUAGGGAUGGCCUUGGGGGCUGCAGCUCUGGAAGUUUCUGAGGUGGCCAGGGAGGAGCUGAUGCUACCACCCUGAUCGUCUGGGCACUUGGCUCCUAUAAAUGUGCAUGGGCUGCCCUCCUGCCUGCAUCCAUGGGGAGCCAGAAAUGGGCAGGGCACACGUGUAUGGAGGCCUCUGCUUCAGGGGUCAGGAGGCCAGAAGCAGUUCGGGGCAGCUCUGCCACUGGGGGGCCCCGGAGUCCUGGCUGGUGGAGCUGCAGGGCCCUCUGUGGGGAAGGGCUGCAGAAGCAGCCCAGCCACGGGCCCCAGGAAGCUCAGAGAUGCUUUGUGCUCACCACAUUUCACCCUAAGCUCUGCAGGUGACAGGGAAGAAGGCAGUUGUCUCCUCUCUUAACAGUAACCCUUGCUUUCUGAUCGCCCUCUGGUUAGGGUGCACUUAUAAAUCAGAGUUAAUAUAUGGACGUGUGUGCAUGCAUCCGAGUGUGUGUGCCUGUGCGCUGUGUGUGGCAGGGUGUGAGUGUGUGUCUGAGUGUGUGCUGUGAGCAGAGCCGAUGUCGCUGUGUGGCCUUGAGCUUGCCACUUCAUUGCCCACGUGAUGGGGGCGCCUGGAAGCAGGCGGGGUUGGCCCCAGGUCGGCGGCUCUGGCCAAGGGACCUUGCUCAGCCUUGCCUAUGCGGUACCCUUUUGCCACCUCCCACCUCUCUCCCCACUGCUGUCUCUGGCUAACCCUGCCCAGAACCAAACCCUGUAGUUGCCCCAUUGCCCAGUGUGGGGUACAGUGUCUCACUGGUGGCAUCUUCUCAGUGACCACACUUCUCCCCAUCUCCCACCCUAUGAAAUAAAGACCUCAGCACUUCCCAAUGCCGCCUCCUUUGCAUU
Molecule: messenger RNA, 3383 nt
Organism: Fukomys damarensis (Damara mole-rat)
Lineage: Eukaryota; Metazoa; Chordata; Mammalia; Rodentia; Bathyergidae
Gene: Galnt17
Product: polypeptide N-acetylgalactosaminyltransferase 17
Exons: 9
Coding region: 485-1978 (497 amino acids)
Cellular component (GO): Golgi apparatus
Source: RefSeq, a predicted model, not a curated record